Messenger RNA from Nannospalax galili (Upper Galilee mountains blind mole rat), 2246 nucleotides. It is a transcript of the gene Ldb1, whose product is annotated as LIM domain binding 1. The record is from RefSeq and is a predicted model, not a curated record. Gene Ontology annotation, biological process: negative regulation of transcription by RNA polymerase II; positive regulation of transcription by RNA polymerase II; nervous system development. NCBI's taxonomy places the organism in Eukaryota, Metazoa, Chordata, Mammalia, Rodentia, Spalacidae. Gene Ontology annotation, cellular component: transcription regulator complex; nucleus. Gene Ontology annotation, molecular function: LIM domain binding. The coding region runs from base 626 to 1753 and encodes 375 amino acids. The transcript has 11 exons.
AGAGAAAGAGAAAGGAAGGAGCCGGCGGGCCCUGCCUGUGUCUGAGUGUGCCAGUGUGAGUGAGUGUGAGCGCGGGGCCCUGCCUCUCCCGCUGCCCCAGCUCAGGGGCCCGGUGGCCUUGGGAGGGCGGGCGUGCGGACUACUCCGAGGCCGAGGCAGCUAGAGGCGGCGGCGGGGUGAGCCGAGGAGGAGGAGGAGAGAGGAAAGAGCGGAGCAGCCAUUGUUGAGGGAAACCUUGCAAACAAAGAAGGCUCCGAACACCCUGCGGCCCCCUGCUCCCCAGGCCGGUCCCCUGGACCCAGGCCCCCGGCCCAGUGGCCACUGUAACUUUCCCCCCGGUCUGUGGACGCUGCGGGGCGGGCGGAGGCUGUGCCCGGGAGUCUUUGUGCGGCCUGCGGAGUGGAGCUCCCAGCCAGGCCGGCCUGUCCCACUCAGGACAUGAGCGGCUGAAGUUGGCCCCACCUCAGUCCUCACCCUUGCCAGGGCCCCUCUGGGCUUCCAGACGCUCCCCGCACCUCCCCUGGCCCCCUCAGUUCUCCCAGGUUGUUCCUCAAAGUCAUUCAAGCUGUACUCACCGAAGGAGCCCCCGAACGGCAACGCCUUCCCUCCCUUUCAUCCCGGCACCAUGCUGGAUCGGGAUGUGGGCCCUACUCCCAUGUACCCGCCUACAUACCUGGAGCCUGGGAUAGGGAGGCACACACCGUAUGGCAACCAAACUGACUACAGAAUAUUUGAGCUUAACAAACGGCUGCAGAACUGGACAGAGGAGUGUGACAAUCUCUGGUGGGAUGCUUUCACGACUGAGUUCUUUGAGGAUGAUGCCAUGCUGACCAUCACUUUCUGCUUGGAGGAUGGACCAAAGAGAUAUACCAUUGGCCGGACCCUGAUCCCACGCUACUUCCGCAGCAUUUUUGAGGGGGGUGCUACCGAGCUGUAUUAUGUACUUAAGCACCCCAAGGAGGCAUUCCACAGCAAUUUUGUGUCCCUUGACUGUGACCAGGGCAGCAUGGUGACCCAGCACGGCAAACCCAUGUUCACCCAGGUAUGUGUGGAGGGCCGGUUGUACCUGGAGUUCAUGUUUGACGACAUGAUGCGGAUAAAGACGUGGCACUUCAGUAUCCGGCAGCACCGAGAGCUCAUUCCCCGGAGCAUCCUUGCCAUGCAUGCCCAGGACCCCCAGAUGCUGGAUCAGCUUUCCAAAAACAUUACCCGGUGUGGGCUAUCCAAUUCCACUCUCAACUACCUCCGACUCUGUGUGAUACUGGAGCCCAUGCAAGAGCUCAUGUCCCGCCACAAGACCUACAGCCUCAGCCCCAGAGACUGCCUCAAGACCUGCCUUUUCCAGAAGUGGCAGCGCAUGGUAGCACCUCCCGCGGAACCUGCACGGCAACAGCCCAGCAAACGGCGGAAACGGAAGAUGUCUGGGGGCAGCACCAUGAGUUCGGGGGGUGGCAAUACCAACAACAGCAACAGCAAGAAGAAGAGCCCAGCCAGCACCUUCGCUCUCUCCAGCCAGGUACCUGAUGUGAUGGUGGUGGGGGAGCCCACCCUGAUGGGCGGGGAGUUCGGGGACGAGGACGAGAGGCUCAUCACCCGGCUGGAGAACACCCAGUUUGACGCGGCCAACGGCAUUGACGACGAGGACAGCUUUAACAACUCACCUGCACUGGGCGCCAACAGCCCCUGGAACAGCAAGCCUCCUUCCAGCCAAGAAAGCAAAUCGGAGAACCCCACAUCACAGGCCUCCCAGUAAAGGCUCUACCAUGGCCACCUAGCGCUCUGCCUGCCUGCCCCACCCCUCACAGUCCCGGGGAGCAGAAGACAGAAUGAAGAGACUGAGCAUCUAAAAUGGGCAGCCUCCAUCCACCCACUUCAGGGAGGAACUGGACUCACUGGGGGCAGGUGCCAAGAUUUGCCCCCUGAUAGCCCUGGGCUGGGCCUGGCCCCUGCAGAGCCUUUUGGGGGAAGGGGUUAUUCAUGUGGAUACCUCUGUGGACCCUGGGCCCCUGAGAAAUGUCCUGACCCCCUUCCCCAGGGCAUUUGCCCUCAUUUUCACCCCAGGUUCUGGGUGCCCCAUCAUCCUGACUUAACCCUUUGAGCCCGGGGUUGUCUAUACCCACAGCCCUUAGGGGCUUAAAGUUAUGGAGCAUAGUUGAAUGCCCCUCCCCUAGGCGGCUGAUAAUAGAGGGGUAAAAUUCUGGGCUCUUCCCUUCUUCCACUUACCAGUUCCAAGUUUUUAAAAAAAA